GGAAAUCACGGACAAGCAGAAAUAAGAAGGCGACCCACUCUCUCCGCACACUCUAUUGCCGUGCAACAGGGGAGCGAGGGCGAGAGAGAGAGAGAGAGAGAGAGAGCGAGCAGCAGCAACAGCGAGCAAUGUCCUCAAACUUACAAGAUCUCCACGGCAUUGCCUCUUUUCUCGCCGCGCUGCUGGCCUCCACCUUCUUCGUGGCCAACUCCGCCACCUUAGCCCUCUUCAACAAAUGCAAAGAACCCGUUUGGCCCGGCAUCCAGCCCAGCGCCGGAAAGCCCAUCCUCGCUCGCGGAGGCUUCCUCCUCCUCCCCAACCAAGCAUACUCCCUCCGCCUCCCUGAAUCCUGGUCCGGACGGCAGAGAUCACUCUCGGCUCCUCUCCCCACACGCAGGACUUUUACGACGUCAGCCUCGUCGACGGCUACAACCUCGCCCUCUCCAUGCGGCCAUUUCGUGGUGCGGGUCGCUGCGGCGACGCCGGCUGCGUGAGCGAUUUGAACGAGGUUUGUCCGGCCGGACUGGCGGUGCGAGCUGGACCUGGGAGUCGUGUCGUCGCGUGUAAGAGCGCUUGUUCCGCGUUUGGAUCGCCCAGGUACUGUUGCACGGGGAGCUUCGGCAGUCCGCAGUUGUGUAAGCCGACGGUGUACUCUAAGCUGUUUAAAUCUGCGUGCCCGCGAGCGUACUCGUACGCGUUUGAUGAUCCGACGAGUAUUCUUACGUGCACGGGUGCGAGUUAUCUUGUUACCUUCUGUCCUCAUCGCUAGAGGUGAGAGUUCUUCUGAAUGUGGGCUGUGGCUUAUCUAAUUACUUGUUUGGUUGAAGAUUUGGUUAUUUCAAAGUUUAAUUACGGAUGUGAUUUUGGAACUGGAUUUUAGUGAUAUUGAUGAUUUAGAAGUAUUUUUGUUUGUAUUAUUUAGCUAGCUACAUCUUUUACUGAUGAAUGUUGGGUUGGUGUGAAUUUGUUUA
Messenger RNA from Phalaenopsis equestris, 971 nucleotides. RefSeq names its product thaumatin-like protein. Lineage: Eukaryota; Viridiplantae; Streptophyta; Magnoliopsida; Asparagales; Orchidaceae. Gene Ontology annotation, biological process: defense response. Gene Ontology annotation, cellular component: extracellular region. The record is from RefSeq and is a predicted model, not a curated record.